GAGCAAAUAAAAAACGGAAGUACUCAUAAGGUUAAUUUUCUUGGAGGAGAGGCUCCAUAUUGACAGCACUGAAAGAGAAACCCUCCAAUCACCUGUAAUUUUAACCAUUCACUUUCCUCAAGCAAAGUCAAUUAACACAAAAACACAAUUCUCCGAGCAUCCAUAAUUACAGCAGUAGACAUGUCGAAUCGCAAUAGUAACCAAAACAGAAAAUUCACACCAAAGACGGAAAUGCACAAUUCACAAACCCUAGCGAAUUCCUUUAGGCAAUCAGUUUCUAUAAAAUCCGAAGGAAAUUGUGACGCUUCAUCAGCCGGAGAGCUGAAGAGUAGGGUUAGGAUGGGAGAAAGUGGCGCUUGGGUUUCCUCCGCUAUUCAUAGUGGCAAUUUCGUGAAUUAUUUGCCUCAGGAUGAAGCAGUAGCAGCUGGACUUGGAGCUGAUGAAGGUGCAUUGGAUCCCGUGGAGUCGCAGCAUGUUGUUGAUGUUUUGAACAGGGAGUUGUGUAGGUUACUCAAGAUGAAUGCUAGAGAUUUCUGGCGACAAGUGGCCAGCGACAGUUCCCUUCACUCUUUUCUUGAAAGCUUUCUGAAGUUCAGGAGUAGGUGGUAUGAUUUUCCAUAUCGAGGGGCCAGGGGCAUAGUUGCUGGGGUCGUUGUUGGUGAGUUCGAGCUCUGCCGGCGUAUCUUUAUGCUCUUAUAUCGCAUAUCGUCAAAUCGGGACCCUGGAGCUAAAACUGCUGAUAGUCUUACUCAGAAAGAUCACGAAGCCCUUUUGCAGGAGAAGAAGUUGCUUGAUUUACCAAAGUUGUUAGAUAUAUGUGCUAUAUAUGGUCAUGAAAAUGAAGAUCUGACAAGAAUAUUGGUCACCAAUGCCAUAAAGUCUCAGCUGUGGAUACAUGAUGAUCUUUCAUCUGUUAUUACUCACUUUCUUAGCAUUGUGCAGACUAUGUAUCAGAGGUGUAGCUCAUCGUUAGAGGUUUUAUUUUCCUCCGGUCACUUGCAAGAUCAUGGACAUAGUCGACUUCAAACUGACUAUCUAGAGGUGAUGGAUUUCUUAAAUGAUUCUGUGGUAUCUAUGGAUGCGUUUGUCAAUGCGUAUAAGCAAGCAUCCAUCUACUUCUGCUGUCCUGUUGAAAUGAGUCAUGGGAAUGAGGAGGUGCUUACUACCCUUGCAAGAUUACAUGAUUCAUUGCUGCCCUCCUUGCGGCGGGGUUUCCACAUUAUUUUAACCUCCGGAGAGAAAGGUUUGAUGGAAUCAUCUAAUGAAAUGCAGUCAGAUGUUUUUGUCAGUCUCAAAAUGUUAUCCACAAGGAUAGUAAAUUUUGGUUGGAAGCUGCUGGACUUGUGCUAUCUAAGUGAUGAGGCUUUUGUUGAAAGUUCUCCGCUUCCUGCUACCAUGAAGAUGUUCCCUACCAAUGUGGAGGAUCCUUCUAUAAGAGCAGAUAUAUUAGUGCAGUCAGUGAGGGAUAUCACUGGAGUUUACUCACAGGCUCUAGAGGGCCAUAGCAAAGGCACUUUUCUCCAAAUCAUUGACAAAACUUACAACAUCAUGAGCAGAAUUGAGUUACUACGGAAUACAGGGUGGAUAUCAAUGGAUGAUGAUCAAUUCAAGUUUCUGUCGGGGAUCACAAUACACCCAGUAGAAGAUAAUAUUGGAAGGGCAGCCCAUCCAGCAGCCUCCCGAAAGGACAAGCAACCACAGGUUGAUGAAGAUGCUGCUAUUAUGGAGUCAAAAAUAAGUCAAAUAAAAGACCUGUUCCCUGAUUAUGGAAAAGGUUUCUUAGCUGCUUGUCUUGAAGUAUAUAACCAGAAUCCUGAAGAGGUCAUUCAGAGGAUUCUUGAGGGUACCCUUCAUGAGGAGUUGCAGUCUUUGGACAUCUCCUUGGAGCAAAUACCACCACCCAAGUCUGGUGUUCCAUCCAUGACCAGAAAUGAUAAGGGUAAAGGGAAACUAGUGGAAUCUGAACCAACGCCCCCAAGAAAUAUUGUGCCUGCAGCAUCGUCUUACAAAACUGUAGGCUCUUCUAAUUCAUCUAUAACUUCAGCUGGAAGAUUUAUCAGGAAAACAACCACUGAAGAGCCUGCUUCCUUGACGCUUGACUCCAGAGAUGCAGUGGAUUUGGCAAAAACUCUUGCACUUUCAGCGCAGCAAGAGUAUGAAGAUGAGUAUGACGAUUCAUUUGAUGACCUGGGUCUAAGUGUUGGUGAUUCAGCAUUUGAGGAAACUGAGAACCUCCAAGACAAGUCAAACUUCGGCCGUGGGAGAAAUUCUGAAGCUCAUAAUGGUAGCUCAGCUUCCAACGCUCCAAAAUGGGGAUCACGCAAGGCGCCACAGUUUUACGUCAAAGACGGCAAGAACUACAGUUACAAAGUUGCGGGUUCUGUUGCAGUGGCUAAUUACAAUGAAGCUUCUUUAGUAAAUCAAGCUCAGAAGGAGUUGAUACACGGGUUGGGACGAGGUGGUAAUCUUCCUUUGGGUGCAGUUAAACGGCUGACCGAGUCAAACGAGGAGAAAGACGAUUAUUUGGAAUCAAAUGAAAUGGGUGGAAGGGGAAGAGGUCGAGGGUUCUUCAGAGGGAGAGGUGGUAGAAGAGGACAGUCAAAUGAAGAGAAAGACAAUGAGCCGGAAUCAAAUGAGAUGGGUGGAAGGGGGGGAGGUCGAGGGUACUUCAGAGGAGGAAGAGGUGGGAGAAGAGGGGGGGAUUCAAAGGAGGAGAACGACGAUGAGACGGAAUCAGAUGAGAUGGGUGGAAGAGGGGGAGGUCGAGGGUUCAGAGGAGGGAGAGGUGGGAGAAGAGGAGGGGGUAGAUCAAAUCAUUACAGAAAGGACCAAGCCAUGAAAAAACACUUUUCAAGUGUGACAGGCCAUUGAUAUGGAAGUUUUCUUUACCUUUACUUUAGUGUGUAUACAAAUGUUGAUAAGCCACCAGAAAAAAGACAUUACCUUUUAGCUAUCUUACACAGAGUAUUCAACAGACUGUAUAGGCGAUUCGCUCUGGGAGGAAAUUUCAGUUGGAUUUUGUUUUCAUCGAAUAUACUUUUAAUAUUACACAAUGGCUUGAAGUUCCUUUUAA
Capsicum annuum is the source of this 3073-nucleotide messenger RNA. RefSeq names its product activating signal cointegrator 1 complex subunit 2. The coding region runs from base 181 to 2871 and encodes 896 amino acids. The record is from RefSeq and is a predicted model, not a curated record. NCBI's taxonomy places the organism in Eukaryota, Viridiplantae, Streptophyta, Magnoliopsida, Solanales, Solanaceae. Gene Ontology annotation, molecular function: ubiquitin binding. The transcript has 9 exons.